This is a messenger RNA of Diabrotica virgifera virgifera (western corn rootworm), 2898 nucleotides long. RefSeq names its product mutS protein homolog 5-like. NCBI's taxonomy places the organism in Eukaryota, Metazoa, Arthropoda, Insecta, Coleoptera, Chrysomelidae. The transcript is spliced from 13 exons. Gene Ontology annotation, biological process: chiasma assembly; mismatch repair. Gene Ontology annotation, molecular function: ATP-dependent DNA damage sensor activity; mismatched DNA binding; ATP binding. The record is from RefSeq and is a predicted model, not a curated record. The coding region runs from base 1 to 2478 and encodes 825 amino acids. Gene Ontology annotation, cellular component: nucleus.
AUGUCGUCUCCGCCAACGGAAAUUAUAACAGUGCAUCAAGUAAAAGGUAAACCGGUAGAUGAUACCAUAGAAGAAUUUGAAGAAAAAAAUGAUACUACCAGUGAGGAGACUAAUAUAUUUUUGUGUAUAUUGUAUAGAUUUGGGAAGCUUGGUGUAGCGUAUUACAAUUUAGUAGAUAAACAGCUGUAUGUAUAUGACGAAAUGGUCGACGAAAAACCCCAGUAUCUUGUAACAGUGGGUAUUUUUCGUGAAAUUAAACCCAAAUAUGUUUUGACAAUGGGAGGAAGGAACGAAGAAUUCACAAAAGUACUCAUUGAUAUCAUCAAUUAUGGUGAUAGUUAUCAGAAUUCGACGACAACUUCGGACACUGUUCAGUCGCUGCCUCCAAAUUUGUUCAUAGCAACCGCAAAAGAAUACACAUACGAAAUUUGCAAAGCAAUAAUUUCGCAGUUAAGUCUGGCGGCCAUCGAAGAGGAACCCUCAACAACGAAACGCGAAGUGUAUAUACAUUCUUUGAUUAAUUUCGAUAACAGAUUGCCCUUGCAAGCUAUCGGCACUCUGGUCAAAUUUUUAGACAAAAACUGGUCGUUUUUUGGAAUAACUGACAAGGACGAGUUGAGUUACAUUCACAUCAACCAAGUUACUAGAAAAGAUCAAGUACUCAUAGACAACUCAACUUUUGAAGCACUACAAAUAUUUUCAAAGCGUGGGCACGAAUCAGGAUUCAAAAGAGGCUUGCAUUCUAGCGAUAGAGAGGGGCUGAGUGUAUAUAAAUUGUUUUCAGUCAAUUGCAAAUCAACAGUUGGUCUAGUUACGUUAAGGAAUAUUUUACUAAAUCCUCUAAAGAACAUCGAUCUUCUCAAUCAAAGACUCGACUUCAUCAGUUUUGUUUUACUACCCAAUAACAGAUUUUUUGUAGAGAGUUUAAGAGAGAAUUUGCAAGAAAUUUCCGGAGACAUCAACGUUAUUUUAACAAGAAUUGGAAACUCUAGAGCGAAAUUUAGAGAUUGGUACGUCUUGUAUAAGGCGAUCUACUACACAGUUUAUAUAAAUGAAUUAAGCGCCCCCUACAGGGAAAACUCUUCGCUGUUAUUUGAUCUGAACGAAAAAAUCUCAUCUAACUUAAUAAGCCUGGAGGAGUCCAUCAAAAACGGUUUAGAUUUUGAAGCCAGCAAGAAACGAGGCAAACCAAUUGUUAGAUCUGGAUUGGACGAGGAUUUAGAUGAAAAAAAAUUAAGAAGACAAGGAAUCAUGAAUGACGUAAUGGCGGCAGCCAGAUUUGCUGCAGAUAAUUUGCCGGACUUUUUGGACGAGUGUUCAGUAGUUUACUUGCCAGAAAUGGGACAUUUACUCGCCAUUAAGGAAUGGAAGCCAGAUUGUCAACCUGAAGAUUUGCAAAACUUAGGAUUUCAAUUCGUGUUCAAACUAGGAGGAAAAUUCCACUACAAAAACGCAAUGUGUGUAGAGUUGGAUAAACGACUUGGUGAUAUUUAUCUAGAAAUAAUAGAUCACGAAAAUAGAAUACUUAGAAGAUUAUCUGGGUUCAUUUUAAAAUAUAAUAAAGACAUAAGAGAGCCAUUGAAGAUUAUUGGUAUGAUCGACAGCUUAAUAGCCAUAGCGAUAACAGCUUCAUGCAAGAUGUACAUCAGACCAUUUCUGAACACCAAUAACUACUUUCAACUGGACGAAUGUCGCCAUCCAUUACUGGAACACAUGUUGGACCAAUUCCAGCCUAACGAUUUUUACUCUGGAGCGAAUAACAGCCACAUCAAAAUCAUAACCGGACCAAACGGCAGCGGUAAAAGCGUCUACUUGAAACAGAUUUGUCUGGUGGUGUAUUUAGCUCAUGUCGGCUCAUACGUGCCGUGUUCAAGAGCUGAUAUUAACCUUUUAGAUACGAUACAUUCGAGGGUUCUAGCUAUGGAGUCUGCAGUAGUUCGAUUGUCUUCGUUUAUGAUCGAUGUAACUCAGAUGAAUAAUACACUCACGGAUCCUGCAGCUUCCUCGCUGGUUUUAAUAGACGAGUUCGGUAAAGGCACCAGCGAAACAGAGGGUAUUUGUCUUCUUCAGGGAGCAUUAGAACAUUUUCUGGAUCGAGGAGAUGCUUGUCCACAUGUACUAGUCUCUACGCACUUCCAGCAAAUCCACAAACGUCUUCCAGACUCGCCAUUGGUUCAAUACCAGAAGAUGGAGCACACCAAAGAAAGUGGAGUGCUGUAUUUUUUAUAUAAAAUCUCUGAAGGUAUCUCCAACAGCUACGCCUUCGAUGUUGCAGAAGAAAUUGGUAUAGACAAAAAAACAAUUGACAGAGCAAAAGAAAUUUUUGAUUGCUUAUCUAACAGCAAACCUCUUGCUCCUCUGCCACAACUACUGGCUCGAAAUAAGUUUGAUAUGACAACGUUGCAAAUUUUGGAUAUUCCAGAGCCAGAUGAGGGCUCUGAAAUAACGAACAUCAAUCUACAUGAAUUAUUACGAUGAUUUUUCACUUGUUUCUGUUAUGUUUUGUGUAAAUAUGUUGUUAUGUUGUUUCUGUUAUGUAAUAAACAACAUGAAAAUAUAUAAGAGAAAAUUUCAAAUUGAUAUUGUUUGAACUUUCAAAUUAGUUUUUAUAUUAGUUUCAAAUGUUACACUGUUUCAAACUAAGUAUAACAAGCUCUGCACCAUUACCAGAUAUCCCAACAAUAUAUAUAUAAAAAAACAUUAAAUGAAACAAAUUGGACAAGUGAGUGCUGCCUAUCAUAAACACAAGUAGGUAUACCUGGGCAUAAAACGCACGAAGCACAAGACUAAUGUAUUAAGACUUUCUAGAGUCACAAUCCUAUCCUUGAUGAAACAUUUAACAAAUUGUACUACACUAAAGAAACUAAUUGGAAAAUAAAUGCAUACCUUACGUAAAAA